UGCGCUAAUGGUGUUGAAAAAGUACCAUACUUGAGAUAGUCUUGUUAGGUCGUUAGUUAAAGGGAAAUUCCCUUCGUGUAAUUCGCAGCACUACACGUUUUUUAAGUUACGCGUUGUACCUUUUUUCAUGGCUCUGUUUAGCAAUAGGAUCCUGACGACAAGAAACUUUGAGGGAAGUUUUGAUUCCCUGGAUCUUGCAGAGUUUGCAAAGAAGCAACCAUGGUGGCGCAAGCUGUUUGGGCAGGAAUCUGGACCCUCCACUGAAAAAUACAGUGUAGCAACCCAGCUGUUAAUUGGAGGGGUUACUGGAUGGUGCACAGGUUUCAUAUUCCAGAAGGUUGGAAAGUUGGCUGCAACAGCUGUAGGAGGCGGAUUUUUUCUCCUUCAGAUUGCAAACCAUACUGGGUACAUCAAAGUUGACUGGCAGCGAGUAGAGAAGGACAUGAAGAAAGCCAAAGAGCAGCUGAAGAUCCGUAAGAGCAACCAGAUACCAACCGAGGUCAAGAGCAAAGCAGAGGAGGUGGUGUCAUUUGUAAAGAAGAAUGUUCUAGUGACCGGGGGAUUCUUUGGAGGCUUUCUGCUUGGCAUGGCAUCCUAAGGAAGAUGACUUCACUUCUAUUGUUUCUGUUUUUUUUCCAGCCAGCAGCCUUUACGCUUAAUCGUAGGAUAUCAAAUCCCUCCUCUUCUUCCUCUCUGCCAUGGAAAAUCUGAAUGGCUUCCAUAGGCAUCUGUGGGUAGAAGCUGAUACAGCUCUACUACUGGUAGACAGCUACGGAAGAGACAGUAGAUGUUAGCUCUCCUCCAAGUACACUCCCUACCUGGCCAGUCUUGAGGUCAGCAAGAAUGUUGCAGGAUGGAGAGAUGUUAGCGCAUAGAUACCUUAUUAUGUGCUGCAUGGAAAGGAAUUGAAUACAGUUGUCUAAGCAUGAAAGAUUUUGGUGUCUACUUUCUUUUAUUAGUUGGUUUUAGAUGAUAUAAAUAGAUCUAUUAUACCUGCUGCAAUUAUCCUGACAAAAGUGGCAGCAUAAGUGCUAUAAUUGAACAAUCUGAAUAUGAAAUCAACUUGUGCUAAAGGUAUAUGCUGUGCUGAAGGUAUUGUAUUUGGCAGGAAGAUCGUUACAGAAACCAACUGCUAGAAAUACUUUGUUGGAUGGUCAGACUUGGCCAGAAAUUUAGGGCCAUGAAGAUACUGCCCAGGAAUGUUGAUACAUCUUAUGGCUGUUUCCAAAGGACUUAUAUAUAAAAACAAGUGAUCUCAGUGGGAGAGAGAAGUUGUUUCUUGGAUUUUUAUUUUUGUUUUAUAGAAAAUGUUUUAAGCUAUGAAAUGGGAAGUAUUUUUCAUAUCUUGUCAAAGCAUUAGGGAUUGCCUUAGUUCCUGUGUGCCAAUUCUACUAUUUCUUUACCGAGCUCCUAUGAAAUAUAACAUUUAAGUCACUGCCA
This is a messenger RNA of Oryctolagus cuniculus (rabbit), 1440 nucleotides long. It is a transcript of the gene FUNDC2, whose product is annotated as FUN14 domain containing 2. NCBI's taxonomy places the organism in Eukaryota, Metazoa, Chordata, Mammalia, Lagomorpha, Leporidae. Gene Ontology annotation, biological process: autophagy of mitochondrion. Gene Ontology annotation, cellular component: mitochondrial outer membrane. The record is from RefSeq and is a predicted model, not a curated record.